AGCAUGCCUUUUCUCAUUAAUACCAGAUUAGCGUGCGACAGUCUACGCUCAACAAGUGAAGAGUGAAGAACUGUUAGUCAUCAUUUGCCUUGAAGUACCAACUAGUGCUAUAAUGAAGAUUGAGCGAUGUACCGGGAUUUUUAUAUUAAUUUGUGCAUUGGCCAGACUUGGGUAUGCUCAAACUUUAUCAAGAAGAAAUAGAAUAUGCGGUCCAAAUAAAUUCGUAUGUCAAAAUGGAGAGUGCAUAGCAAGCGAACUACUCUGCGAUGGACAAGCAGAUUGCAAAGACGGUUCUGAUGAAACUCAGGCAGCAUGUUCCGGUCCAGAGAUGAAGUGUUCUCCGUUUGCAUUUCGGUGCGCGUAUGGAGCAUGCGUUGACGGAGAUUUAAAAUGCGAUGGAAAAAGCGACUGUGUAGAUGAUAGCGAUGAGUUGAUAUCACAAUGUUCAGGAAGUUCAACAAGAAAUCCUAUAAAUAAUACCGAAUGUUCCGAGAAUGAAUUUAGAUGUGAUAAUGGUCAAUGCAUCGAUGACACUCUGCUAUGCGAUGGUCAUGUUGACUGCCAUGAUGGAUCUGACGAGACAUACGCUAAAUGUAGUUCUUUUAUUUGUCCGAGCGUAGUGUUUCGCUGUAAGUAUGGCGCAUGUAUCGAUGGCAAUAAAAGAUGCGAUGGAAGAAAUGAUUGUGCUGAUAAGUCAGAUGAGGAUCCUUUGAUGUGUCAAGGAUCAACAUCAACCACUCGUCCAACCAUCAGUCCACCAACAAGACCGACAAUAGUCACUCCAACCUGGACUCCACGGCCAUUGGGAUGUAUGGCGCCAUUGCAACCCACAAAUGGACAAUGGAAAUUAUUUGGACCGCAAUGUCCUGAUAAACGAGAAUGUCACAUCUCGCAAGGAACUGAACUAGAACGUGGAUCACGAAUUGUUUAUAGCUGUAACACUGGAUAUAAAAUUGAAGGAUCUACGGACGUUUACUGUGACUAUGAAGGGAAAUGGUCCAAGGUGCCUACAUGCGUUGAAAUUAGAUGUGAAGCACUCAAUACAAUUUCAACGGACCCUAUAUGUUCAUACGGAUCUGAAAGUGUACCGUGUGGAGCUCCUGUUUUACCAGGAACUACAGCAGCACUUCAGUGUCGUAGUAGCUAUCGUAAAGGUGUUCCUGCACACCUCUCUAAUCAAGGAGAAUACGUCAGAUGCAAUGAUAACGGUGUCUGGGAGCCUACUCCCAUCCAAUGUGUUCCAGCAUGUGGAGGUAUUACUGAUUUGAAACCACUCAUCGUAAAUGGCGUAAGACCAAACAUCACUGAUUUUCCUUGGCAUGCUACUUUAUACAAAACUGUUCGCGAAAAUGAGAAGAGAACAUUUAUUUGCGGUUCAACUAUCAUCCAGGAAAAUUUAGUCAUCACAGCAGCUCAUUGUGUUUUCGAUGAACAGAAUUCUCGAGUAGAGGACGCCAACAAAUUUCUAGUAGCAGCAGGAAAUCUCUUUCGAGAUUACGACAGCAUAUACAACAAUCAAAAUUUUGUACAGACUUCUGAGGUGAAAAAUAUUUACAUUAUGUGCAAGUACCAAGGGUUGGGUGGAAAUUAUGCACUAGAUAUUGCAAUAUUGCAAUUAAAAAAACCAUUUAUAUUUUCGGCUGUAGUUGCCCCCGUAUGUCUAGACUACAGAGGUGAUGAUAUCGCCAUUUUGGAGUACGGAAAUUAUGGAAAAGUUGCUGGAUUCGGUAGAACUGAGUCCGCAGAUUCCAGUUUCGUCUUACAAUCUAUUACUGUACCGUAUAUCCCAUAUAGCCAAUGCAUAUCGUCCAGCGAUCCAUUAGAGAACAGGAAAUUUAACACAGCUGACAAAUUCUGCGCAGGAUACACGAAUGGUUCAUCUGUUUGUGACGGUGACAGUGGCGGUGGAUUAGUCUUCAAAACACAAAAUCUUUGGUACUUGCGUGGCAUUGUUAGUGUAGGGAUGGGCACAACGACUUCAGGUGGAAUAAGAUCUUGCGAUAGUCAUGCAUUUUCAUUGUAUACCAAAGUUUCGACUCACACAAGAUGGAUACAGAGUGUAAUUUAUAAUAUGGCUAAUAACAAUCCUAUUCAAUCAUGUAAUACAAAUUCUUAAAUUUAUUGUAGGCAAAUGACAAAUAUACAUUUACAAGAAAUAAA
Messenger RNA from Cephus cinctus (wheat stem sawfly), 2160 nucleotides. RefSeq names its product modular serine protease. Gene Ontology annotation, biological process: acrosome reaction; proteolysis. Bases 113 to 2116 code for a protein of 667 amino acids. Gene Ontology annotation, molecular function: protein binding; serine-type endopeptidase activity; G protein-coupled receptor activity. The transcript is spliced from 8 exons. The record is from RefSeq and is a predicted model, not a curated record. NCBI's taxonomy places the organism in Eukaryota, Metazoa, Arthropoda, Insecta, Hymenoptera, Cephidae. Gene Ontology annotation, cellular component: membrane.